ACAAAGUUCCUUUUUAGAUGUCGAGUUCUCUGUUCGAUCUUUUUCAAUGAUUGUGAUAUUUCAUUCAGAUAUUUGUCAAUAUGAUCCACAAACCCACCGAACGCAAGUGACACAGUUUAGUCCCUAUUUUGCUAAAGAGUGCGUUCAUCUGAAGGAAUUCAUUCACUGCUGCAGUCGGGGCAGAAUUCCAGCGAGGAAGACCCCACAGGCGCAGCGCGACGGCCCGAGCCGCGCGCCCGCACCGCCCACCACUCGCGGGGCAGACAUGGCAGACGACGCAUCGCCUGACGACUCCUUCGGGCCCUCCUUUCAGGAGGUGCCCACGGACUCGAGGGAGUCCAUAAUAAAGACUGUGCUGCACAUGCUGGAGGACAACAUUGCACACUUCAAAAACGACGACUCUGAGCACGGACAGCGGCUGCAUAGCGGGUUCGUGGUUCUGAAGGAGAACCUAAACAAAGUGACAGUUCUCUCGGAGUCUGUCAAAAAGGAGGCUCACCUCUUCGACUUUGACUCGGACACGCCAGGGAAUGGCUACAGGAGCUUCAACAACAUCGUUCAGCAGGCCACCGUGUGUGUGUUCGACCUCUGCAAGCAAGUGUGCACGACCAGAGACUCGAUCCUGAGGUUCAGGAAGGGACACUUUGUCAGGGAAGUUGAAGCUUGGGGCCAAACCCUUGCAUCACUUGUCACCCUUUUUGAAUACAUUGAUGAAAUGCUCUUGCCGAGAUGUGAAGAUGGCAACCUUCUCUCAGCUGUUACCAGUUCCCCCAACGAGUUAAUGAGUAUGCUGAAUACAGUGCCACAGUACUCAUUCUAUGGACGUUGUUUGGGAUUCCAUUAUUAUCCCUCUCUGCGUAAGACUCUGAAAUACUUGAAUAUUUGUUUGAGUGCGUUCAGUGAGGUCUACUAUGCAGAUGGCAGCUUCAUACAGAGAACCAAGAACACUGUUAUGACAGGCGGAAGAUAUGUUGUGGAUGCUGAACUGAGAUCUCGAAGAAUUGUGGACACAGUUCAGUAUGCUUCUGUUGAUUUCAUUAAAGCCUUUUGGUCUGUAGCUGAGACUGACAUCCUGACUCAGUUGCCUGGUAUUGUGGGACCUGGCUUGGCAGUCCAGCAAGUAGUGAUUGUGCCAUGUGAAGAGCAGCAAGUCACAAAGUUGGAUGGGACAGCAACAGUUGUUAUCCCUCCCCCCCAUUCACAUAUCGAGGCCAGGCCCAUCACCUGUCACCUACUCUCGGCUCAGUUGCGUGAAGGAAUGGUAGGCGCCAAGCCAGGUGAAAAGGAAAGCAAAGGUCCACAACCAUUGCCAAAGUCUGAGUACCUCCUCAUUCAUUGUCAUGGCGGGGGCUUUGUGACGCAGUCUACUAAAGCACAGGAGGUAUUCUUACGUGAGUGGGCAGUUGGAGUUUCUGUUCCAAUGCUUUCUGUUGAUUACUCCCUAGCCCCAGAAGCUCGCUAUCCUCGUCCUCUGGAGGAGGUGUUAACUGUUUACUCUUGGGUUCUCAAUAACAUGGAACUCCUUGGAACCACGGGCAAGAAGAUUGUUCUAACAGGGGAUAGUGCAGGAGGCAACCUCAUAACUGGCCUCACCAUCAAGUGUCUGGAGUUGGGUAUUCGGCCACCCGAUGGUCUCUUCCUCGCCUAUACUCCCUUUGUAUUUGAGUUGGUCCCAUCGCCUGCUAGGCUACUUGCUGUCAUGGACCCUAUGCUGCCUCUAGGAUUUGCUCUUCGGUGUCUAAAAGCUUAUGCUGGUGUGCCAAGUGGAGGAACAUCAUUAGCAACCACUCCAGGUGAUGCUACCAUAUCAACACCACCCCUGCAUACCCCAAAGCUCCCCACUACACCAGAGCAUUGUGAGGGAAACCCUGAAAUGGCACCAGCAACACUAGAUGCAGCCCUAGAGGUACCCCAGGGCAGAGUCUCUGACACCCAGAGUGACAACGAGUCAUUUGUAGAGGUUUCAGAGAGUGAUGUCAAAGAAGCUGAAUCCUUAGUCAAGAGUCCUUCAUUUGCUUCUGAGCCAGGGUCAGACACCCUCACGACUGUCUCGCUCACAUCCGAGGCCUCCAAAAUGGACGAUUCCUUGACAAGGAAGAGCAAUGGCAGUGGAAGUCAGAAACCGCAGGAAAAGGAAGAGAGAUCCAGAAGAUAUGUAACAGAAUUUUUAGAAAAAUAUGUUCUGGACUCACGUACAGAUAAACAGGGUCGAAGAGUCCCCAUCCUUCGCACAGGAAGUGAAGAGAGUGAACAGGAUGAUGAAACUGUCUUAUUUGAGGCCCCUGGUGUAGGUGCAGGAAUUACAGCCAAGCUAGGAAGAGCUAAAGAUGCUGUAGUUAGUGGUAUAUCUGCUGGUCUCACAUCCUUUGGGCUCAAAAGAAAAGAAAGUGCCUCGUCUCCUUCAUCGCCAACUCAACCAUUCCCCAAAACUGUUGCUGAAAAACGACCAUCCCUUGGUCAGAUCUUGAUGGGCAAAAGUCCUGAACGCAGAAGCAGUCGGUGCAGUCUCACUGAGGAGUUUAGUGGAGUAGAAAUUAUCCAUGACCACUACUUGAGUCCACUGACAGCUCCCAAAGAAAUACUUGCAAAAUUUCCACCUUGUGCAAUUUUAACUGUUGAAUAUGACUUCUGUCUGGAUGAUGAUGUUACCAUGGCCAAGACACUGAAAUCCCUCAAUGUCCCAGUCACCAUUGACAUUUUGGAGCGCCUUCCUCAUGGUUUCCUCAGCCUCUCCAUGGUAUCUCAGGAGGCGCAUGUUGGAUGCAAGAGGGCUAUUUAUCGCAUCCGAGAGCUGCUUGGGUUGAAUGAAGAUACGCAAGUGAAAGAGAAGGAUAAAAGUUAGACUUUAAUACUACAGUUAAGAUGUAAGAUGAGUGAGACCUUCUCAUACUUUCCUUGUUUUAUAUUAAUUUAUUGUAAAGCUGUACUAUGCAUUUUGCAGAGUUUGAAAUAGCAUAAUAAGAUGUACAGUUUAUUUUCUCACAGAAAAUUGGUAAUCUCAUCAUCCAAAGAUUGGAAUAUUUUUGUGGAUAACUGUCCUUUGGGUUGUACUUCAUUUUGUUGAAUUGAAGCAUCUAAUACCAAGUUACAACUACACCAUAUCAAAAACUACAGAAGAAAAUAUGGCUAUUUUAUGACUAAACGAGCAAUCUAUUUCAGAUACUGAUACAUGUGAAUGUUGUUAUAAUUAGGGAAAUAACUGAUAUAUAGCAAAUGGUUGUCAAUGCUAUAUACAUUUGUCCUUAGCACAGUUUGUGUAGACAAAAAAGACUAAACAGAAGAACAAUAUCUAAUUUCUGCAUAGGUCCUAACUGAUAGAGUAAUGCAAUUAAGCACCACUACCUUUUAACCCUUAAAUGACAUAGCUUAAAACAGCAGUGCAGUGUUGUGGUAUAAAGUGUUCAUGGAAGUUAUGAGGAAGUUUUAGUAAAAUACUGAGGAAUAAAUUGGGUAAGAUUUGCUCUUUGGUUAUAGUGAUUUAUUAUUAUGCAAAAUAAUUAACAAUUCCAGUGAAGAAGGAUGAUGUCCAUAGAUAUUUCACAAUAGAGCAUAAGUUGAUACUAAAUUUACAAAAGUCAGUUAUUUAAGGUCUUUAAGAAAUAUCCGACUUCCCCACUAGAUUUCAAACUCUAUUUUGAGUUAAGAUUAUUUCUAAAUACAGCAUUUGAUUAAUAAUUCAUUCAGUUGACUUCUUUAAUGUGUACUUCACUCCAUGCUUUCUUGUUCAGAUUAAGAAAAUGUUAAAAUUUACUUUAUAUGUGGAUAUUGUUACUGAAGGGAAUUGCUUGGUGUUCUGAUGAAGUAGCUGAUGAUUAAGGGUUAAAGACCAUUUAAAAUGAUCUGGAACUUACUCUUGCUAAUGAGGUGAUACCAGUAAGUAUUAUUACUUUGUAUCCGGUGAUUAAUGAGCAGAUAUAUUUUCUUUUUUAUGAGUUGAAUCUGUGAUAUUUGCAAUUACAGAAUGUAAGUGUUCAUUUAUCAGCAGUGAGUUAACUGCUGCUAUUAGGGAAAUGUUAAAAAAAUUGUGUAUUUUAACCAUCUACCUUGACAGUAAAAGUCUUGUGUGAAAAAGUUAGUUUGGGAAAGUGUUCUAAAAGCCUUUCUUCAAGUAUAUAGAUUUUGAUUAAUAUGUUUUUCCCAAGUUACUAUGAUUUCUGUUGGUCAUUUACAUGAUUUCACUUGUAGGUUUCAUAUUAGCUGGAAAAGAUACUGUAUGGCUAUUUAUGAGAUGAUAUUACUGUAGAAUUCUGUGUACUAUUUUCUUUAAACUGCAUUAUGCAAGACUGACCUCAUUAAUUGUAACUGGUUUAUUUGAUCCAAGACUUUGCCAGCUCAUCUGUAAUUUUAGAAGGACAAUGAAGAUUGUCCUGUUACUUACACAAUGCAGAUUUCCUUAGCUAAUCCCUUGCAGUACUGUUGGAUUAAAUAAUGUCCUCUUCAAAUUCCUUGUCCAUUAAUUUUACAACUUCACCAAGUAUCUGUAAGCAGGAAUCCAUUUAGGAUGCUCAUAAAGUAUGCAGGGAUUUUCUAGUGUGCAAUUGAAAGUUUGCUGACUGGCAGGUUUAUAUGAAAUGUGAAAGAUGUUUUAAUAAGUCCCUUAAGUUCACUCCAUUUAGUCAAGGGUGUAGAAAGAAAAAGAUUUUUUGACUAUGAACCAGCUGCAGUUAAUGAGUUUUUACUUAAAGAACUAAAUAUAGGUAAGACUCUUACCAAUGAAAAUUUUAUUAGUGAAACAAUAGAAAACAAUACAUAUAUUAUAGUCUGUAAGUAUGGAAGUAUUUUGUUUCUAAUAUUUCAUCAUAGAAUAUUGCUUAGAUAAUGCUAGUGUUUAAAGUGAAGGGAAAAUUUCAGCUAUAUAGUGAGUGUGAGUACGAGUAUGAGUAUGUGUGAGAGUGUGGGAGUGUGGGAGUGUGGGAGUGUGGGAGUGUGGGAGUGUGAGAGUGUGAGAUUGAGAGUGUGAGAUUGAGAGUGUGAGAGUGUGGG
This is a messenger RNA of Penaeus chinensis, 4983 nucleotides long. RefSeq names its product hormone-sensitive lipase-like (gene Hsl). Gene Ontology annotation, molecular function: triacylglycerol lipase activity; sterol ester esterase activity. The transcript is spliced from 12 exons. Gene Ontology annotation, biological process: cholesterol metabolic process; triglyceride catabolic process. The coding region runs from base 47 to 2842 and encodes 931 amino acids. The record is from RefSeq and is a predicted model, not a curated record. NCBI's taxonomy places the organism in Eukaryota, Metazoa, Arthropoda, Malacostraca, Decapoda, Penaeidae. Gene Ontology annotation, cellular component: cytosol.